This is a messenger RNA of Thamnophis elegans (Western terrestrial garter snake), 1209 nucleotides long. RefSeq names its product NIPA like domain containing 4 (gene NIPAL4). Gene Ontology annotation, cellular component: membrane. The record is from RefSeq and is a predicted model, not a curated record. Gene Ontology annotation, biological process: magnesium ion transport. Gene Ontology annotation, molecular function: magnesium ion transmembrane transporter activity. Lineage: Eukaryota; Metazoa; Chordata; Lepidosauria; Squamata; Natricidae. The coding region runs from base 1 to 1209 and encodes 402 amino acids. The transcript is spliced from 6 exons.
AUGGAGGUCCCGGAGCCGCUGUGGGUGAACAGGAGCUGUGUCAGCGGCUCUCUGAUCACUCUGGCUUGCCUGAAUCAUCAUGCUGUUUGUCAAAUCAUUAAGAAUGUCAGUUUUCCAGUUUCACCUCAUAUAAAUCUUAAUUUAAGCUCCAACUGGAUGGUACAAGUUGAAGACAAAUAUGGCUUUUACAUUGGCUUGGGCUUGGCCAUCUUUUCAAGUUUUCUCAUUGGCACCAGUGUCAUCCUCAAGAAGAAAGGACUGCGUCGACUGGUGGAGAAAGGAGGCACCAGGGCCGGAGAUGGAGGUCAUGGCUAUCUAAGAGACUGGCUGUGGUGGGCAGGUUUGAUAACCAUGGGUGGAGGAGAGGCCGCCAACUUUGCCGCAUAUGCCUUUGCAGCUGCAACAAUUGUUACACCACUCGGGGCACUUAGUGUGCUUAUAAGUGCCAUUUUGUCCUCUUAUUUCCUUGGAGAACGGCUGAACUUGCUAGGCAAACUUGGCUGUAUGCUGAGCAUUGUGGGUAGUACCAUUCUUGUGAUACAUGCUCCAGAAGAAGAGGAAAUCACUACUUUGGGGGAAUUGCUUUCAAAACUGAAGGAACCAGGUUUUCUGGUUUAUGCCAGCAUCCUCUUGGUUAUCAGCUUAGUUCUGAUUUGUUUCCUAGCACCACGUUAUGGCAAGACCAAUAUUCUCAUCUACCUCUCCAUUUGUUCUGUGAUUGGGGCUUUCUCCGUCUCUUCUGUUAAAGGGCUGGGCAUUGCUAUCAAGAGUUUUUUCACUCACCUGCCUGUUCUACAAAACCCAUUGACCUGGAUUCUUGUCUUCACGUUAGUGGCUUCUAUUGCUACUCAGAUCAACUACCUCAAUAAAGCUCUGGACAUCUUCAAUACCUCUAUGGUGUUUUCCAUUUACUAUGUGCUCUUCACCACUAUUGUCAUCACAACUUCAGUUAUCCUCUUUAAAGAGUGGGUCACCAUGUCUGUAAAAGACAUUAUCGGGACAGUAUGUGGAUUUCUUACCAUUAUUUUAGGAGUCUUUUUACUCCAUGCUUUCAAGGAUAUGGAUGUCAGUUUGAAGAAUCUGCCACAAGCACUCCAGACUUCUAAGGAGCCACCAGCAAUUAAGGAUGACAAUAACACUUUAAUAGAGCUGGAUAAUCCAGACACCAAGGAUCAGAACAAACCCAAAGUAUUCAUGAUCUUCAGUUGA